Amphiprion ocellaris (clown anemonefish) is the source of this 1235-nucleotide messenger RNA. RefSeq names its product OVCA2 serine hydrolase domain containing (gene ovca2). Gene Ontology annotation, biological process: response to retinoic acid. The record is from RefSeq and is a predicted model, not a curated record. Gene Ontology annotation, cellular component: nucleus; cytoplasm. The transcript has 2 exons. Lineage: Eukaryota; Metazoa; Chordata; Actinopteri; Pomacentridae. The coding region runs from base 247 to 924 and encodes 225 amino acids.
UUCUUUCCGGUUCGAGUUCUGCAGGUGUUCGUCAACUUUGCCGGAUUUAAAGACUUAAAUAGCUCCUUCUAGUUUUUAAAAUAACCACCGUGUGCCUGAAUUGACCUGUUAAAGUGAUGUGCUAUAAGACAACGCUUGUUAUUCGUAUUCAUACAGGUGAAAAUCCUCGAAAGGGCUCUAAGUGAAGUAACUCCUCCGGCUAGCUUUAGCAGUUAGCGGCUAGUAGCGAGCUUGGCUAAAGCCUCCAUGGCGCCGCUCCGGGUCCUGUGUGUUCACGGUUACCGGCAGAACGGAGCCUCGUUCCGGGACAAGACCGGAGCUCUGCGGAAGCUGUUGAAGAAACAAGUGGAGCUGGUUUACGUGACUGCACCGCUCAAAGUGGAGCACGACAGAAACGGAGAAGUUCCAAUGAAGGAGAAUGAUUCAGUUCCUGGAUCUGGAGGCGACGAGGACUCCAGAGGCUGGUGGUUUUCCGACACUCAGGCUCGGAGCUUCAGCGCUCAGCAGCAGUGUGAGGAAAGCCUGGGGCUCGAUGAGAGCGUGGCGACUGUAAGGGAAGCUGUGAAGGCCCAGGGUCCAUUUGACGGCAUCCUGGGCUUCAGUCAGGGAGCUGCUUUUGUGGCCAUGCUGUGCUCUCUUCAGGAGCAAAAAGCGGAGCCAGAGUUCAACUUCCGCUUUGCCAUCCUGGUCGCCGGUUUCCGCAGUGCGUGUCGGGAACAUCAAAACUUCUACAGCGCUCCCCUCCAGAUGCCCUCGCUGCAUGUGUUCGGCCUGGAGGACAGAGUCAUCCCCGACAACAUGAGCAGGGAGCUCCUCCCCUCCUUCCAAGACCCUCAGGUCCUCAUACAUCCUGGUGGCCAUUUUGUUCCCGCUGCAUCUGCCCACAGGCAAACAUACCAGGACUUCCUCAAGAGGUUCCAGUGAGAAACGGAAGCCACAGAAACCCAAUCAGAGGCUGAAUAAGUGAAGAGCUACAACAGAAGAAGACUCAAGCACUUGAAUAAGACCAGAGAAUGUUGAUUAUUUAAUUUUCAGGAACAACUUGUGAAGACAUAAUUGUUUCCAGAGGCAUGUUGGGAAAAAUGCCGAGUUUGGAGUCGUGACCUUUGCGUUCUGGAUGCAUUUUCUUUUUCCUCCUCUGAUGCAAUCCAUUUGAACAAUAUGAGAACUGAUGUCGUUCUCAGGGAAAAUAUCUUACAACAAACAAUAAAUGAGAUGACGACUGUUUAUUUAAA